AUGCCUCAGGUUUCGACACCUCUGGCUCUUCUCACGGGUUCAAUAUACGCCUUUUCAAAGUUUGCUCCACUUCAUCUUCGGCAACCCGCCCUAGACCUUCUUACUCCGCAUCUUUCAGAUAAGGCUCUAUCCCGCCUUCUCUUGCUCUGCGCAUCCACCUUCGCAAUCACCACUGUGGCGAAGUCGAUACUUGGUGUCAGUGGUUGGUUUUCACGGAAUUCCGAAAAUAACUGGGUUGAGGACAAAUAUGACUGGGGUAGCGAACUGGUGUUGAUUACCGGAGCUAGCAGUGGGUUUGGAGAAAAGAUAGCGGCAAAGUUGGCGACAAGGGGGACGAAAGUCGUGACGGUGGAUAAGAACGGCUUAGGUCCCCAGCUUCAAACGUGUGAGCGCAUGAUUCAAUACGAAGGCAUAACCAUCACUUGGGGCUACCCCGCUGAUAUACUAGAAACAGAUAAAAACGUCCACCACUAUCAAGUCGAUAUUACAGAUUGGGAGGCACUAGGUUCCGCAGUUGAACAGAUCAAGGUCGAGCAUGGUGAUCCAACGGUCCUUAUCCUCAAUGCUGGGAUAUGCCAUAAAAUUCCUAUUCUCAAUAAGGAUUUUUCAAAAAUCCGAACACUGAUAGAUGUCAACCUGACAAGCCACUUUGCAAUGCUCCAGCACUUUCUUCCGGCUAUGGUGAAGAAUAAUCACGGCCAUAUCAUGUCACUCGGGAGCCUUAGUAGCUAUAUACCAAUCCCUGGAGCAGCUGAUUACUCUGCUACAAAAUCCGGGCUAUGUGCUUUACAUGAAGCCCUCCGGCUAGAAUUUCGACAUAUUUAUAAAGCAAAUAAAGUUCGGACUAGCCUUGUGCAUCCGUUGUGGACCCAUACCCCUCUUAUCAAAGACUUUGAGCCGGAUUUGAAGGAACUGGGUCUGCCGACGUUGCAGUUGGAUGAAACAAUUAAUCCUAUAGUGGGACAGCUGUAUAGCGGGUAUGGGGGUACUCUGGUUGUCCCGAAUCAUUUGGGCUUUGCGACAGGGAUACGAGGGUAA
Messenger RNA from Orbilia oligospora ATCC 24927, 1038 nucleotides. RefSeq lists its product as uncharacterized. The transcript has a single exon. Gene Ontology annotation, molecular function: oxidoreductase activity, acting on the CH-OH group of donors, NAD or NADP as acceptor. Lineage: Eukaryota; Fungi; Ascomycota; Orbiliomycetes; Orbiliales; Orbiliaceae. The record is from RefSeq and is a predicted model, not a curated record. Bases 1 to 1038 code for a protein of 345 amino acids.